GCUGAGACGGAUGGAAAAAUUGAGACUUAGUAGUGUUCUUGCAGUCAUCCAGUGCUGCUAACUUAUCCAUACUAAGAUUUUUUUUCAUGUGAAAGUAACUUCCAGAUCUCUUGAAAUUUAACGGAAAUGUCAUAGUCAUGCUAAAAAUAAAUGUGUAAUUUUACCUCAAUGAACCAACCUGAAUGACUCUGUCUUAUUUUUUAUAAAACUUUUUUUUCCGAUUUUUAAAAGUGAUAUUUCUCUUUCAAAAAUGCAGCUGACAAUAUCCACAUUAUUUUUAAUUUUAAUCUGUAACUUUAGAUCAGUUCAAUUAGAAACAGUUUCUCUCGGGAAUGAGACGGUGACCGAAUCUUCACCUCUCGAUAAAAACCAGACGAAUCAGAGAGAGAUGGACAUCGAUCUCUCGCCUCAACUGUGCAAGAAGCUUUACGGUAAUAAUGGGGGUUCCUACUACGCCUGGUCACCCUCUGAGCUCCCCAUGCUUCAGAGGGGUAACAUCGGUGCCGCCAAAAUCGCCCUCGAAAAAAACGGCUUUGCUCUUCCAAGCUAUUCCGACUCGUCCAAAAUAGCCUACGUUCUCCAAGGAAGUGGAGUUGCUGGAAUCGUGGAACCUGAGUCCGCAGAGAAGGUGUUGGGGAUCAAGACGGGUGAUGCCCUGGCUGUGCCGUUCGGGGUCGUGACCUGGUGGUACAACAACGGGGACACCGAGCUGGUCAUCCUAUUCCUCGGCGACACCUCUAAAGCUCACAAGGCCGGCGAGUUCACCAACUUCCAGCUGACCGGCUCCAACGGGGUGUUCACGGGCUUCUCGAGCGAGUUCGUGGGCCGCGCCUGGGAUCUGGAGGAGGGCGUCGUCAAGACCCUCGUCGGGAACCAAUCCGGCCAAGGGAUCGUCAAGCUCCAACCCAACGCCAGUCUCCCCGAACCCAACCCGGAGCAUCGCAAAGGGAUGGCCCUCAACUGUUUGGAGGCUCCCUUGGAUGUUGACAUAAAGGGUGGCGGAAGAGUGGUGGUGUUGAACACGAAGAAUCUACCGUUGGUGGGCGAGGUCGGUCUGGGAGCUGACCUGGUCAGGUUGGACGGCAACGCAAUGUGCUCCCCUGGGUUCUCGUGUGACUCGGCAUUGCAGGUCACAUACAUCGUCAGGGGCAGCGGCCGUGUUCAGGUCGUUGGUGUCGACGGCAAGAGAGUCCUCGAGACAACAGUCAAAGCUGGCAAUUUGUUCAUCGUACCACGCUUCUUCGUCGUCUCCAAGAUCGCUGACCCUGACGGAAUGGAUUGGUUCUCUAUCAUUUCUACUCCUAAUCCCGUAUUUACCCACUUGGCUGGAAAGACUUCAGUUUGGAAGGCAUUAUCACCAUCUGUACUGCAAGCUGCAUUCAACGUAGAUCCAAAAAUCGAGCAGCAGUUCCGUUCGAAGAGAACCUCUGAUGCCAUUUUCUUCCCUCCGAAAAAAUAAGGCAGAAACCCCGAUGCUGAUUUGACUGAAUUUACGAAUCUGGCGUAUGUAUGCUAAAAGAACUAUGCCCAGAUGAAUUCACUUAACUAUGCUUUUAGAAAGAAAAAAGUACCUUCAUCUCAUUAGAAGCGAGAACGUUCGAUGCGUGGACGUUUGUGUCAAGAUCGGAGACUCAGGGUUGCUCUAAAUCAGCUACGAUUGAGAGAUACAACUAUUUGAACUCAGGAGCAAUGUGGUAUUGCCUACUCGAAAAUUUGAAGGAACUUUAACGUUGAGCCACUACAUCUUGAGUGAACGCUUUGUACAUUUUUCACCUCGGUCAAUUGAAUUAAUAGAGCCAGUGAAGUAAAAAAAAAUCCUGUUCACAUAGUUCCUUUUAAUUUUAUUCAUGCAUCCACUUGUACAAAAGUUCUUGCAGUAACGUACGUACAUACGUUCAAUUACCCCUCCAUCGUUUCCGCGAAACUUGAAAAAGAAAAAAAAACUUCGAAUUUCCGAGGGACAUGAUUAUUUGGGAAUCGUUUCAUCGUUGCAACCAGCUAGUCUAGUUUUGGCUACUAUGUCUCUAUUGGGUUCCUUUGAUGGAAGCGCUUAUUUCGAGGAGGUGCCAUGUUGCCAAGCCGGACUUUUUUUUUCCGAAAUUGAGUUCUUGACAGAAAUGUAAUCUUUUUCGAUCUCCGAGGUACUUUAUUCUUGUCUCUUGAUUUUUUUUCUAGUCAUGGCAACAUUUUGAAAUGAGCACUUCAGUUAGGACCUUAAUUGGGUUAACUUUUUUUUUCGACUAUUAAUGGAAUGGAUUUCACUGGUUGGAGCCAUACUGCAUUUCAUAUUGCCUAGUUUUCUCUCAUGUUUCAUUUUUUUACAGAGAACUAAACAACUCAAUGCCUUCAAAAUGGUUGAGAAUUUACACUAGAUUAUAAAGAGUAGGUAUGUUCGAAAAAUUUCACUUUACAGUGUUACUUAGUUUUCGGUUUAAAAAGUAAAAUAUCAGAGAAAAUUAGACAACAUUUGAAGUAAUAACGCCAAUUCUGGUUAGAUUCUUUCAAUCGUUUCUCUCACCUCUAUUUUUUUGGCGACUUCAUUACUGCAGUCAUCCUAACAUUAUGUAAAAACAAAAAAUGGAAUGCAUUUUAAAUGCUACCUGCUGUGAUUCUUUAUCUAUAAAAUAUCUGUAUCUAUGCUUAAAAUCAAUAAAUAUUUUUUUAAAUAUGCCAAA
Bemisia tabaci is the source of this 2675-nucleotide messenger RNA. RefSeq lists its product as uncharacterized. Gene Ontology annotation, molecular function: nutrient reservoir activity. The record is from RefSeq and is a predicted model, not a curated record. NCBI's taxonomy places the organism in Eukaryota, Metazoa, Arthropoda, Insecta, Hemiptera, Aleyrodidae.